AUGUUUGCCACAUGCAACGCUGACUGGGCACUGAAGCUCUGGGAUGGCGAGAUGCUCUCUUCGCCGCUAUUCAAAUUCAACUUCACUGACACUGUGUCCGACUUUGACUGGUCUCCGUUCUCAGCUACAGUGUUUGCUGUGUCCACUGAAGAUGGAACUGUCCGCGUCUUUGACCUGAGCGUGGACAAGUACGACCCACUCUGUCGGCAGCUGGUCACGCAGAAGAAGAACAUGCACCUGACCAGGGUCCGCUUCAACAAGGAGUUCCCCUUCUUGCUGGCUGGGGAUGAUCGCGGCUACGUGCAGUCUCUGAAGCUGUCGCCAAACUUGCGCCAGGCCCUUACGUCCAAGACCUACUCAACGGAGACUGAAGUCGCCAAGAUGGACAAGCUCAUCGCCUGGGUUCAAGAGCCAGCAGAGCACAAAUAA
This is a messenger RNA of Sycon ciliatum, 429 nucleotides long. RefSeq names its product dynein intermediate chain 2, ciliary-like. The record is from RefSeq and is a predicted model, not a curated record. Gene Ontology annotation, cellular component: outer dynein arm. The transcript has 2 exons. Gene Ontology annotation, molecular function: dynein heavy chain binding; dynein light chain binding. NCBI's taxonomy places the organism in Eukaryota, Metazoa, Porifera, Calcarea, Leucosolenida, Sycettidae. Gene Ontology annotation, biological process: outer dynein arm assembly; cilium movement. Bases 1 to 429 code for a protein of 142 amino acids.